Molecule: messenger RNA, 690 nt
Organism: Aegilops tauschii subsp. strangulata
Lineage: Eukaryota; Viridiplantae; Streptophyta; Magnoliopsida; Poales; Poaceae
Source: RefSeq, a predicted model, not a curated record
AUGUUGAAGCUCAAGGAAAUAGUCGAGAGGAGUGAGGCCGAGUGGCGGAGGGCGGCGGCCGAGGAGAGGUUGGCGGCGACCGAGGAGAGGAAGGUGGACCUAGAGGAGAAAAAGGCCGCGGCCGAGCAGAUGAAGAUGGUCAAGGAGAAGGCACUCAAGUUUAUGUUUAUGGAUACAUCUACUCUUGAUCCCAAGGCAAAGGCCUAUGUUGAACUUUGUCGCGAUGAAAUGCUCAUGAAGAAGCCAAUGCUCAUGAGGCAAAUGAUGAUGGGAGGAGGCAUGGGAGGUGCCAUGGGAGGAGGCAUGGGAGGUGCCAUGGGUGGCUACAUGAACAUGAUGGGAGGUGUCAUGAAUGGUGCAUUUGGCGGAAACAUGGGAGGUGGCUUCGGUGGCAACAUAGAAGGUGGCUUUGGUGGCAUGGGAGGUGGCUUCGGAGGCAACAUGACCGGCAUGGGAGGUGGCUUUGGUGGCAACAUGAUGGGUGGCUUCGGAGGUGACUAUGGCGACAACAUGAGUGUCGUUGGAGGUGGCUUCGUCGGCAACAUGACCGGCAUGGGAGGCAAUGAAGGUGCUUCGGGUGCUCCUGGCAAUGAGACUUCACCGUUUCAUAACGUCGACAAAGAAGCCGGUGAUGAUGAUGAUCGUACCACGGUUUAUAACGCCGGUGGUGUUGAUGACUCGCAUGAAUGA